AGCGAGCUCGGUUUCAACGGGAGGGGUGAUGCUCAUAAAGAGGCGAGUCUCCUGAGCUUCGUCUCGGACCUCUCAUCGCUCGCCGACGUUUCUCCGACGAUUCGGAGGCUGAGCUUUUGGCUGUCGGAGUGUGUCCCUCGAUAAGAUACAAAAAACAAUGGCUGACGUUGACGAUAUCCAGCCCCUUGUUUGCGACAAUGGUACUGGAAUGGUUAAGGCUGGCUUUGCCGGUGAUGAUGCACCAAGGGCUGUAUUUCCCAGUAUUGUAGGGCGACCUCGCCACACUGGUGUCAUGGUUGGUAUGGGCCAAAAGGAUGCUUAUGUGGGUGAUGAAGCACAGUCAAAAAGAGGUAUCCUCACCUUAAAGUACCCAAUCGAGCAUGGAAUUGUGAGCAAUUGGGAUGACAUGGAGAAAAUCUGGCACCACACCUUUUACAAUGAGCUCCGAGUUGCCCCUGAGGAGCAUCCUGUUCUGCUUACUGAAGCCCCACUUAACCCCAAAGCAAACAGAGAAAAGAUGACCCAGAUUAUGUUUGAGACCUUUAAUGUGCCAGCUAUGUAUGUUGCUAUUCAGGCCGUGCUUUCCCUGUAUGCUAGUGGUCGUACAACUGGUAUUGUGCUUGAUUCUGGUGAUGGUGUGAGCCAUACAGUCCCCAUAUAUGAGGGAUAUGCCCUUCCACAUGCCAUCCUUCGUCUUGAUCUCGCAGGGCGUGAUCUCACUGAUGCUUUGAUGAAAAUUCUGACUGAGAGGGGCUAUUCCUUCACUACCACUGCUGAACGGGAAAUUGUCAGGGAUAUAAAAGAAAAACUUGCCUAUGUGGCCCUUGAUUAUGAACAGGAGCUGGAAACUGCCAAGGGCAGCUCAUCUUUGGAGAAGACUUAUGAGCUUCCUGAUGGGCAGGUAAUCACUAUUGGUGCGGAGAGGUUCCGUUGCCCUGAGGUUCUCUUCCAGCCGUCUCUAAUUGGAAUGGAAGCUGCUGGUAUCCAUGAGACCACCUACAACUCCAUCAUGAAGUGUGAUGUGGAUAUCAGAAAGGACUUAUAUGGCAACAUUGUGCUUAGUGGUGGCACUACGAUGUUCCCUGGCAUUGGUGAUCGUAUGAGCAAGGAGAUCAGUGCCCUUGCCCCGAGCAGCAUGAAGAUCAAGGUGGUGGCUCCACCUGAACGGAAAUACAGUGUCUGGAUUGGAGGAUCCAUUCUUGCCUCCCUAAGUACUUUCCAGCAGAUGUGGAUUUCCAAGGAUGAGUAUGAAGAAUCAGGUCCUUCAAUUGUUCACAGGAAGUGUUUUUAAAUUCGAUUUCUUGAGGGAGCUACUACCGCUUUAUUCAGCAAGUAUUAUUAUUGCUAUUUUUUGCAUCUAAACUGUGUAAGUUGGUUUGGUGAUUGUUUCUGCUUUGCAAAGAUUGUGUCAGAAAUGUAUGUGACUAGGCCUUACUGGUAUUUGAAGUUGCUCAAAAGGGGGAAAAAAAGGAAAAAUCAAAAAUAAAAAUAAACAGUUGAUUAUUCUUGUAUUCAUUUGGACAAGCCAUGUAUCAAGUAUGUAUUUAAGGAUUUUAUUUGGUCUGUACUGGAGAAUGAUUUAUUUCCUUAUUGUUCUUAGGAUCAUCA
This is a messenger RNA of Dioscorea cayenensis subsp. rotundata (Guinea yam), 1608 nucleotides long. RefSeq names its product actin-7. The record is from RefSeq and is a predicted model, not a curated record. Lineage: Eukaryota; Viridiplantae; Streptophyta; Magnoliopsida; Dioscoreales; Dioscoreaceae. Bases 158 to 1291 code for a protein of 377 amino acids. The transcript is spliced from 5 exons.